Molecule: messenger RNA, 3906 nt
Organism: Lutra lutra (Eurasian river otter)
Lineage: Eukaryota; Metazoa; Chordata; Mammalia; Carnivora; Mustelidae
Gene: ZDHHC2
Product: zinc finger DHHC-type palmitoyltransferase 2
Exons: 13
Coding region: 254-1354 (366 amino acids)
Biological process (GO): protein targeting to membrane; peptidyl-L-cysteine S-palmitoylation
Cellular component (GO): Golgi apparatus; endoplasmic reticulum
Molecular function (GO): protein-cysteine S-palmitoyltransferase activity
Source: RefSeq, a predicted model, not a curated record
CCUCCUCCUCCUCCUCCUCGCCCUCCUAGAGCUGCCGCCGACUCCACGGGGCUGAGGAGCGGGGAGUCCGCGGCGCUGGCUUGGGGCUGCGGGAUGGGGAGUUAGCGCCACGGCGGCGGCAGUGGCCGCAGCGCAACCGGCCGCCGCCCCCGGGUCUGUCCCGCCGGGGGCGCGGGGCGCGGCCAGCCCGCCCCGGAGCCAGGCCCGCGGGCGGCGGCGACGGAGGAGCUGGGCAGGUGGAUGCGGCUGGAAGAUGGCGCCCUCGGGCCCGGGCAGCGUCAGGCGGCGGUGCCGGCGGGUGCUCUACUGGAUCCCGGUGGUGUUCAUCAGCCUUCUGCUCGGCUGGUCCUACUACGCCUACGCCAUCCAGCUGUGCAUAGUGUCCAUGGAAAACGUUGGGGAACAAGUUGUGUGCCUGAUUGCUUAUCAUCUACUUUUUGCAAUGUUUGUCUGGUCAUACUGGAAAACUAUCUUUACAUUACCAAUGAAUCCUUCAAAAGAAUUCCAUCUCUCUUAUGCAGAGAAAGAAUUGUUGGAGAGAGAGCCAAGAGGAGAAGCCCAUCAGGAAGUUCUUAGGCGAGCCGCCAAAGAUCUUCCCAUCUAUACCAGGACCAUGUCUGGAGCAAUCCGAUAUUGUGACAGAUGUCAACUCAUAAAACCAGACCGCUGCCAUCACUGUUCCGUCUGUGAUAAAUGUAUUUUGAAGAUGGACCAUCAUUGCCCGUGGGUGAACAAUUGUGUUGGAUUUUCAAAUUAUAAAUUUUUCCUCCUUUUCUUGGCUUAUUCUCUGCUCUACUGCCUUUUUAUUGCUGCUACGGACUUGCAGUAUUUUAUCAAAUUUUGGACAAAUGGCCUACCCGAUACUCAAGCCAAGUUCCAUAUUAUGUUUUUAUUCUUUGCUGCAGCUAUGUUUUCUGUCAGCUUGUCCUCUCUGUUUGGCUAUCAUUGUUGGCUAGUCAGCAAAAAUAAAUCUACAUUAGAGGCGUUUAGAAGUCCCGUAUUUCGACACGGAACAGAUAAGAAUGGAUUCAGCUUGGGUUUCAGUAAAAACAUGCGACAAGUUUUUGGUGAUGAAAAGAAGUACUGGUUGCUACCCAUUUUUUCAAGUCUAGGUGAUGGCUGCUCCUUUCCGACUUGCCUUGUUAAUCAGGAUCCUGAGCAAGCAUCUACUCCUGCGGGAUUGAAUUCGACAUCGAAAAAUUCAGAAAACCAUCCGUUUCCUGCAAAGCCAUUGCGAGAGUCCCAGAGCCACCUUCUCACUGAUUCUCAGUCUUGGACAGAGAGCAGCACAAACCCCGGAAAAGGCAAAGCUGGUAUGAGCAAUCCUGCAUUAACCAUGGAGAAUGAGACUUAACUCUUCAAACAAAAUAAAUUCAUACUUUAUGAAAGUUCCAGUGCUGUGUAAGUGGAAGGAAGAGGCUUCCCACAGGAAGGCACCAUUGGCCUGUUGCUCCCAUUUCCCUUUGGCUGGAUGUGCAGAAUAUGAAUUGGUUAGUUCUAAGCUGUUGCAUAAAAAACAUAACAUUUUUUAACCCAAUAUACAGAUUGUUUCAACUAACAUGAAUUCCUGUUAAAUAUUAGGAGUAAUUAAAGUUUAUGAAUCAAGGGCAGAAAUACCUUCUAUCAUAAAACCUUGGAAUAAAGUCAUGGGCUAAUUUUCACCCAAAUAUUUGGGUAGUGCAAUGUAUCCACAUAAAAAGCCCUUUAAUCAUCUGAUUUUCUGAUUCAGAAAAUUGAGCCUAUUAAGAUAUUGAAAGUUAAAAGAUUUCAAAUUACAGUAUAAUGACAGCUUUAUUAGUUACCUGGGAGGUGGAGGUAGCAUAUCAGACUUGUUCAUUCCCUUUCUUGUGACUCCAACCCCAGACUGAGUGAACUAUAAUGACUAUGAAUUCAUUAUAAAUUUUAAGUGGCCUACAGUUGAAAAUUACCACCAUUUUUGUCAGACUUUAGUCUAAUUCUAGCCUUUGUUCACUGCUGGAAAAGAAGUAUGAUCAUUGAAGCCUGAGCUCACUGAUAAGUAACUAGCUAGCAAAUUUUUAUCACAACUAAUACAUUACAAUUAUAUCCAAAAUAUUUUUCAUCUCUUCUGAUCUUCUUAAAUUGAGGGAAGAUCUAUAAAAACAAUUAUGAAGAUUGAUUUAUAAUGUUCUUUUUUUUUGCCAGUCUGGCUUUUUUUAAAGUCUCAGUUUUUUUUUUUAGGUUAUUUGUUCUCUUGAACAUAGCAAAAAUAAUGAAUUUGUUCACAAUUCUUAAUGGGCCAAUAGAUUAAUCCUCCAUUGGUAUCUGUAUUAUCUCUGUGUCCCGUCAUCAGAAGUAUGACAGUUAAACUUCAUAGUUCUUCAAAUACUUAAGGUUAAAUUAUGCAAAUCAUUAAAAGAAAUCAUGUACUUUUAGAAAUUUAGUUCAAUAUGAACUAAAUGGUGUGCUGUUUGGAAAUUGAAUUUAAGGUAAACUAAAGUGGUGUGUUUGUUGAUGCCAAAAUGUACGGCUUCAGUAAAUAUACUAGGAAGCUCUUGUGCCUUGUAUGCACUAUUUGAAAAAGUUUUUUUUUUUUUUUUUUUUGAGUGGAGUGUAAAUUUUGUAAAUGUUAGAGAUUAGAAUAAGCUUUAAACAUUUUUUGGUACUGAUUUUGAGAAUUUAAAGCAGAUUAUCUUUUACAACUUACACAGCUAAGGAACUGGUAUUUAAUCGAAAAGAAAAUGAUAUUAAACUUUUCAAAAUCUGAAUUAGACAAAAAUGCAACACAUGAUAGACUAGUAGACCAGAGGAUAAUGGAGUAAACAAGAUCCUUGCAAAUAUUCAUUCUUUCUAAAAAUGUAAAGUUUUAUAUUUAAAUGAGUUUGUGGAAGAAUCAAUGUCAGCCAAAUCCAUUUUAUAGAUCAUUUGAGUGUAAUUCUUUGAAUAAUAGGAUGGCACUCUUUUCAGAUUUUUUUUAUUUUUUUUUAAAGCUAAAGACAUUGAUCUGACAAUCUGUUUCAGGAACUCUUGGAAGAUAUGAUGCAUUUUUACUUUUUACUUUUAAAGCAUUUUUUGGUCAUCAUUUUUUUAUUACCUGAAGUGCCAUAUUGGAACCUAUAGCUACUGCUGGAAGUCUUAAGGGCGACAGCAUCACGUGAUGUAUUAAGAAUUAUAUGCAGCCAGGUUAUUUCAAAGCACAGUACUAUAGCCAUUUUGUGGACAGGAUUCUGUGACGUGUUCUUUCUCAUCAAAAAUAGAAGGAAAAAAAAGGGGGUGUUUUAUUCCUUACCUUGCUAGAGUACUGUUAAAUUUUUCCGUUAGGUCUUUUGUGUAAUUAUUGAAAUAUAUGAGUCAGUACACAUUAGAAUCAGACUCAAAACAAUUUUUUUUACAAAUAAGUUUUUUUCCAUUAAGUUGUAAUGGUUCCCUUUUUGUUUUCAUACAGUGGGUAAUCUUUCAAGUGUUUUUUUGUUUGUUUUUAAUCUAGGUGGUUAUCAUUUUUAGAGGUGAUGGCCUAUCUCACUAGAUAUGCAGUACGUAGUUUACCUGAGUGAAUAAAGCAUCAAAUAGACCUACAUUUUGUACAUAUUUAUAAAAUUACCUUAAAAACAUUUUAAACAUUUUGUUUUAAAAAUUUUAAUUGUUCAACUCAAACCCGAAGACACUUAUACUUCAGCUAUCCUGAGACUCCAUUUAGCUGAUAAUUUUAAUUUUUUCCUGUUUUAAAAAAUGCUACCAUAUAGGUAAAAUUUUUAAGAAUUUUUUUAAAUGUUGUACAAAUACUUCAUAUACUGUAGUUAACUAUUUGCCGCUGUGCAGUGAAAAGAGGGUUUGUAUUUUCAAAGAUAAACUUAUUGCAUCUAAAUACAAUGAUGGGACAUUUAAGGCAGUGCUUAUCCAUGAAUUCCCUCCUGUUCUACCAUAAUAAAGUCUGGUUGAUCACCUUUA